Molecule: messenger RNA, 452 nt
Organism: Suillus paluster
Lineage: Eukaryota; Fungi; Basidiomycota; Agaricomycetes; Boletales; Suillaceae
Product: TOM7 family-domain-containing protein
Exons: 4
Coding region: 44-271 (75 amino acids)
Biological process (GO): protein insertion into mitochondrial outer membrane; protein import into mitochondrial matrix
Cellular component (GO): mitochondrial outer membrane; mitochondrial outer membrane translocase complex
Source: RefSeq, a predicted model, not a curated record
UCUUGCUGCAAGUGAUCAAGCCAAAAAGAAGUCGGAGUUGCAAAUGAAGGACCUUGCCUUUUUCGUGGGCGUUCAAGUUUCUUGGUUCUCGCCGUCAUCAAACAUUUUACAGAACAUGCCUUCCGAAGAGACCAAGGAACGUAUCACGAAGCUUGUCGAGGUUGGCCGCACUGUGAUGCACUAUGGUUGGAUACCACUCAUCAUUUACAUUGGCUAUACUCGGAGCACGCCCCAGCCUACCCUCAUCAAGCUCAUAAGCCCACUCGCAUGAGAAAUCAUGUUACCAUUGCUCCUUGCAUAGCACCCCUGCUGUAUUUUAUAAUUCAGUCUACUUAAAAGAGCCCACUCUCCGCUCAGUCUUUCACUCAAUCAGAUACUACUAGAGGUUUGAGGUCCUAUGAUGAAAUCUGAGUUGUCUAUCAUGUGAUGCAGACGGACGCAUUUGUCGACUC